Messenger RNA from Paramecium octaurelia, 1604 nucleotides. The record is from the annotation of a GenBank genome assembly. NCBI's taxonomy places the organism in Eukaryota, Ciliophora, Oligohymenophorea, Peniculida, Parameciidae.
AUGUUAAAUCAUUUUCUAAAACUCAUCUUGACGAUAGAAAUUACUAGGAGUUACUUACUUUAAUAAGUCAACUUUAAUGCGGAUAAUUAAUGGUAGACAUUAAGUUAUCCUGCUAAUCAAUCUAUAUUUAUAGUUGACCAAUUAGACACAAAAUAUUGUUACAUUAGAAUAACUCUAAGUGAAUAUGAUCCUGGUCUAUCACUUAUUGCAGAUUAUUAAUAAUAUCCAAACAUUAGCCUGUAUACAAAAUAUAAAUAAGGACACAAAGUAGACAGAAUUAGGUAUCAAUUAUAUUCUAAUAAAGCCAAGUUGAAAAUAGGAAAACUAGGUUUCUUAAAUUGUAGUCAGGAAAGGGAAAAAUCUACAUAUUAGCAACGGGUAAUAAUACAAAAGAUAAAUAUCUAAUUUCAAUUAGUGGGAGUAAUGAAGAAUAAUGUGAUAAUGACUGUUCUAAAAAAGGUGUUUGUUAGGUAAAAACCCCUUAUAUUAUAAGGCUAAUGGAUGCAGUUGCCAUCAGUCCUAUAUUGGGAAUGAUUGUCAUCAAAUAUCUGAGGAAUUAUUAGCAGGUACCUCAAAAUAAUUAAAUUUUUCAAAUUCGCAAUAGCUUUAUUUUUUCUAUAUUGAUCUUAGACCUAUGUAGGAAUUCACACUCGAAAUUGAUUUUACUUGGUCUUAAAAAGGUGUUUCAGAUUUUGAUAUUUGUAGGCGGUGUUUAAAUUUUUGGUAUCACAAAACAAAAGCUCUUUUGAAAUAAAAUUUCUUUAGUUAUUAGAAAUCUAUUCCAUGUGAAUUUAAUAAUUUAUUGGAAAGGACUAAAAUUGAAAGAGGGUUCUCAAAACUUACACUUCCAGUUCCAUCUAAUUUAAGUGUUUAAUCAUAAAUUCUAUUUUUUGCAAUAGAAAAAGAUCAGAAUAGUGUUGAUUAUGUUGAAUUAUAAAUGGAUAUCGUAUAAUUGCAAGUAUAUGAGAAGAAGAAUAACGACAGCGAAGAAACUAAUAGAUUACUUUAAAUAAUUCUCCCAACUGUAAUAGGUACAAUAAUUCUACUAUUCCUUAUAUAUUAUUUUCUGAUAAGAAGAAGAAUGCUUGUUAAAUAAUUAAAUAAUGCUGUACCAAAUCCUUUGGAAAACUCAUAUAUAAUUCCAAAUAUUAGGAAUUCGGAAUUAAAUGUUCCUCCAUACCCAACAAUAUGUAGUAUAUGCUUGGAAGAACUUAACAUUAGAAAUAUGGCUAUAGUAAAGAUUUAAUGCGAGUAAAAAAAAUAUUGAAUUUAGUCAUACCUUCCAUCUAAAGUGCAUAUUAUAAUGGGCUAGAUAAUAAGAAAAUUACAAUUAAGAUAAUUUAAGCAAUUGUCCUAACUGUAUGUAAUCAUUUAAUCAAAGAAUAAUUUAAUGAUAGUAAUUACAAUAUUAAUUAAAUAUCAGUUAAAUACUUAAGAGUAAUUUUUAUUCUUAUUAAGCUAGCUUAAAUGAGAAUUUCAUAAAAUCUUUUUCUUUUUAGAAAAAGACUUUGUCUUCAUCCUUUACCUAUUCUAGCAUUUCUUGCCUAUCCAAUUCAUCACAUGUUCACUCUUAACAAAUAUCGCUCUUACUUAUAAAUCCCUGA